GCGAUAUCAAGUGAUUGCCUGGUACAGAGAGGAGGAAUCAGAGGAGAGAAAGAGACAGCAAAAUAUCCCGGUUAACUCAUAGACACAGAGCCCACGGUUGAUCGUAUCGAUCACAGGAGAGCCCACGUUAUAUACACCUUUCAAGUGGUUUCCUGAUUGUGCGUUCAGUAAGCUUUGAAAGUACGUGUCCACUGAAUCCAGAGUGUAUGUGUGAGGCUCCAACUGUUAGCUGACAGGCUAACUAGCGCAGCCAUUGAAGCAAUGGCGUUGAAGAGAAUCCAGAAGGAGUUGUCAGACCUGCAGAGGGACCCUCCUGCCCAGUGCUCUGCUGGACCUGUUGGAGAUGACCUGUUUCACUGGCAGGCGACAAUAAUGGGUCCGAGUGACAGCCCAUAUCAGAGCGGUGUGUUUUUCCUCACCAUUCACUUCCCGACAGACUACCCCUUCAAACCACCAAAAGUUGCAUUCACAACAAAAAUUUACCACCCUAAUAUCAACAGUAAUGGAAGUAUUUGCCUGGAUAUACUGAGAUCACAAUGGUCACCUGCACUUACGGUAUCAAAAGUAUUAUUGUCCAUCUGCUCUCUACUUUGUGAUCCCAAUCCGGAUGAUCCCCUGGUACCAGAGAUUGCACAUACGUACAAGGCUGACAGGGAAAAGUACAACAAGUUAGCAAGAGAAUGGACACAGAAGUAUGCAAUGUGAGGAAAAAAAGUGAGAUCAAAAUACAAAUGAGAACAAAGGAAAAAAAAAAUACAAAGGAUUUGUAACUUGAGGCAAAUGAGCAACAGAGGAAGAAAAAGAAACUACAGCCUGUGUUUUUGAGAAGGAAAUUAUACAAUGAGGUACAGUGCCACCUAGCUUUCCGUGUACUGAGCUACUACCAUGUGCUGUCCUUCAUGACUUGUGUGGAUCUGCUGAGCAAGACCUGAUGGAAUCCUUAAAGCACUCCCAUAUGGAAUACCGGAAUUUCUUCCCAGUCCCACAAUGCCACACCUGGACAUCAAACGGUUACUCCUGUUAUUGUGAUUAUUGUCACUGUUGCUAUUCAUACGCUUCAUUUUGUGUUAACGAGUCAAAUCAUCUUGCUAUUAAGAUGCAAAAUGUUGAGAAGAUUUCCCCUCUGUUCAUUUCAAAGGUACAGUCUGUCUUGUUUUUAUUGUAUCUCCAUGUAUUUUAGAGGCCUUUCUGUGUUAUGUUUUUGGUACAUGUGCAAUUGAGGGAGAAUGUUGAACCCAAAAUGGUGCAGUGCCAUUACCAGCAGCUUACCUGUUGGCACUUGCUGUCUCUACCCUGAGGAAAUGUGAAAUCUCUAAAAAGGAUCGACCUCUAUUGUCCACUGCAAUAGAAACAUUAAACAGUAUUCAGCCUUUUUUAAGACACUGGGAAGCUGCAAGCAAGGUCAGAUUUGCAUUUGUUGGACUUAGGUUAAUGCUCAUUUUCUUACACGUGCUGUCUUUUCCCUUCCAUCUAAUAUAAGAAACCAUAAAUGGCUUGUAUAUUUAUUGCACACAAGGUACUACUGUCGUCCAAUUUAUUUGUGUUGUGUAGUUACGAACACGGCUACUGUAAUCUGUGGUACAGAGCUCAGCUGCUGUGCCACCUCCUCAGUACAGUUACUCAGGUAUCUAACCACAUCAUCAGCCUUGACCUGCAUUGACCCGUGGUGACAAUAAAGAUCAGGGCCCAUAUCAUCAAGCCUCUAUUAAUAGAAAUGGUGUAUUCAGCUUACUUAACGUCCGCAUUUGCAGAGGCAGUACGAUCAAAGAUGAGCCUCUUGUUGCACUCAAAUACAUGCUGCGUAAAAAAGUACUGUUAUACCCUCUCCAGGUCUCUUUAAGGUUUUCAAUUUAGUUUUUUGGUGGGUUUUUCUUUUGUUUUUUUUCAAACAAAACCAAGAUCUUAACAGCUUUUCAGUACUGUCAAAAUGUAUGUGCUACUUUUUUUCUUUUUUUUAAAAUGAAAUGGCCUUUGGUUUUAGGUGGCAUCCCUUGUACAGAAAAUGAGAACUUGACUUAACAUGUUGCAGAACCUUAUUUGAAAUUAAUGCGGGUUUAGUUAUUGGAGGAGAAUAAAUACAGUAAUUUGCCACUGCUCUUUCAUUUGGUUUAAUUAAUAGGCGACGUGAAGUUUUGCAUUUUGUUGAUAUUCAUGAUUGGUUCUGCAAUUUUCUUUUCUCCAGGAAAUAACAGUAACAAUUGGGUGAUACAUUUGUGACUUUUUGUAUUGUACCUUUUUCAAGUUUUCGUUUUAGGCUUUUUUUCUCAUUUGUGUCACAAAAAAUGAACAUGAUUGUGAAGUGUCAUAAUGUACUAGUUUUAACAUAAUUCAUUGUAACUGCUGGAAAAACUAGAAAAUAAUUGUGAUUUUUGAAAUCACAACUCUGCGCAGAUGCUGCCAAUGUAAAGGGAUUUUUGGAUAUUAUAAGGAGGAAGAUAUUCUGCUGUUGAUGCAACAGUGAAUGGAAUCAUCCAGAAAGGAAAAUAGUAUGAUGGAUUUUAGGAACUUUGAUUGUAGAAUUAACAUGAUUUAGGCAAUGGAUAUAGACUUUCGUCAUUGUUAGCUGCUGUAGAGAAACUAGUCAAAACAAGUUGUCCUAAAAUAAAAUAUACACUAAAGUGUUUUGAAAACAUAUCCUCUAAAUGCAGUAAAAGGCUUUGCUGCAGCAUCUUAUUUGUAUUGCAACUAAUUCACUCCCUGUGUACAUCGUCAUUUGUUUAUCUGGCUCUUUAUUUAUGAAUAUCUUCCAACUAUACAAUUGAAUGCAGGCUCAUUUCAUAAUGUGACUGAUUAUUAUAUUAACUUCUCUUGUCCAGUGUGCACAGUAGAAUUUAAAUAGGCAGCUUGGCAUGCUUUGCACUCUGAAGAACUUUCUCACAGCCAUUUGCCAGAUAUCAGGGAUUUCGUUACAAGUCAUCUGCCUAACACCUCAAACUAAAAUUCUAGCCUUAACCCUCAUUUUGUAUAUUUAUAGGAUGUGUCAUAAACUGUAAAUUUGCUAUCAGGGCUGUAUCCCCAAAAUGGGUGAUUCAUCUCAUUAAUAGACAUGGAAAGCUGCUUGAACAGUACAAAUAUUUGGCUUUGUCUGAAUGCAGAACCAGCUAUCACGCAUUUUAAUAUAUGAAGUACAUUUGCUUCAACUGCCAUCUUAAACCUACACAUUUUCACAUAAUCUAAACAAGAUAACUAUUGAACUUGUAAUAAGAAUAAAACUCAUCUUGGUUUAA
Messenger RNA from Cololabis saira (Pacific saury), 3227 nucleotides. It is a transcript of the gene ube2d4, whose product is annotated as ubiquitin-conjugating enzyme E2D 4 (putative). The transcript is spliced from 7 exons. The record is from RefSeq and is a predicted model, not a curated record. Bases 262 to 705 code for a protein of 147 amino acids. Gene Ontology annotation, biological process: ubiquitin-dependent protein catabolic process; protein polyubiquitination. Gene Ontology annotation, molecular function: ubiquitin conjugating enzyme activity. Gene Ontology annotation, cellular component: nucleus. Lineage: Eukaryota; Metazoa; Chordata; Actinopteri; Beloniformes; Belonidae.